This is a messenger RNA of Fusarium oxysporum Fo47, 824 nucleotides long. RefSeq lists its product as uncharacterized. Lineage: Eukaryota; Fungi; Ascomycota; Sordariomycetes; Hypocreales; Nectriaceae. The record is from RefSeq and is a predicted model, not a curated record. Bases 98 to 802 code for a protein of 234 amino acids. The transcript has a single exon.
GGAAAUAGUUGCUCAACUGGAUGGCAUUCCAUCAGAUAAGCUACGGGACGUCGGAUUUGAGGACAUCCUCAACGUGGGAAAAUUUGAGAAGCCUGCCAUGCCACUUCAACAUACUUCGACAUCAGACGCACCUUUGCCUGAGUAUCCUGACUUCAUACCACGAACAAACCAGGAGCGCGUGCAGAACCUCACAGAUGUAUUCGCUGAGCAUGGUACUGAGAUGUUCGAGGAGUCGACCAAGAUGGACGGCUCAUCCAUGACAGUUUUUUACCUCAACGACGCCAACCCUCUCGCUAGCACAGUCCCUAGCGAGACGAGACAUAACGGCGUGGCAGUUUGCUCGCGGAAUCGUAUUCUGGUAGAGAAUCAUCCACGAAGCCCGCCUCUCUUUUACGCUACCGCACGAGCACUCAACCUCCACGAGACGUUACCCAAGAUCGGGCGUAACAUAGCUCUUCAGGGUGAACUUUGCGGGUCGAGCAUACAGAGUAAUUUUGAAGGAUUUGCCAAGGGAACGCAUUGCUUUUUCCUCUUUGCAGUGUAUGACAUUGAUGGGCAGCGAUACCUACCACCAAGGGAGGUGUACGAGACCUGGGCACCACUACUGGGCGUUAAGCACGUGCCUGUACAUGGAUACCGGCCUUUGAAUGAGAUGGGUUCGCAGGUCACAGAUCUAGUUAAUCGAGCGGAAGGAAGGGGAAUCAAUGGGCGGAAGAGGGAGGGGAUUGUGUUCAAGCGCGAGGAUGGGCAGUUCAGCUUCAAGGCGAUAUCCAACUCUUACCUGCUCACACAUGGAGAGUAGUGAAGGAUGUAGGGGAAAGCCG